Molecule: messenger RNA, 807 nt
Organism: Brassica oleracea var. oleracea
Lineage: Eukaryota; Viridiplantae; Streptophyta; Magnoliopsida; Brassicales; Brassicaceae
Product: putative nuclease HARBI1
Exons: 3
Coding region: 1-807 (268 amino acids)
Source: RefSeq, a predicted model, not a curated record
AUGGCUAAUGAUAUGGUUAGGUGGUACAUGGAUGAUGAUGAUGAUGAGGACGAUGUGCUUAAGCCAGAGAGAUUACUUCAAAGAACAGAUCGAGGUGCUGGAUGGCAUCAUGUUCAGCAGUUUAUGCACGGGUCAGAUGAUGAUCGAUACUGGCCAUUUUUUAAAGAUUGUAUUGGAGCAUUGGAUGGAACUCAUAUCUCAGUUCGCCCACCGAAGCGAAAUGCCGAAGCAUACAGGGGUAGAAAACAGGAGCCGACCAUGAAUGUCCUUGCUAUAUGUAACUUUGAUAUGAAGUUCAUAUAUGCUUUUGUGGGUGUCCCGGGUAGAGCACAUGACACAAAGGUAUUGACUUAUUGUGCGAGGAAUGAGCCCUUUUUUCCACAUCCUCCAAAUGGAAAGUAUUAUUUGGUUGAUGCUGGAUAUCCCACAAGAACAGGGUAUCUUGGUCCGUAUCGUAGAGUUCGGUAUCAUCUCGAUCAGUUCAACAGAGGAGGACCGCCAACGAACACUCGAGAGGUGUUCAACCGGAGACAUUCAAGCAUGCGAUCUGUGAUUGAGCGGACAUUUGGAGUGUGGAAAGCAAAAUGGAGAAUUCUUGACCGUAGGCAUCCAAAGUAUGGUUUGAUCAAAUGGAUAAAGCUAGUAACAUCAACGAUGACUCUACACAACUUCAUACAAGAAAAAGAAGAAGAUGGUGAUGGUCAUGGUGGACAUAUUCCAUAUGAGCCGACUGGUGAUAGAGCCAUGGAAGGUUUACGUGAUCAUAUUGGUAAUGAGUUGAGUAGAGGAUAUCGAUUACCUUACUAG